AUGUCCAUCUCGGCCCUGCCGCUGCUGCUGGGGGUGGUGGUGGUGGGAGCCCAGCAGGAGAAGACCAUCUGCGCGGGCAUCAACGGGAUCCCCGGUCAGCCCGGAGCCCCGGGGCAGCACGGGACCCCUGGGGCCCCCGGGAGGGACGGCAGAGACGGCGUUACCGGAGCACCCGGAGCCAAGGGAGACCUCGGGGCUCGAGGCUUGACUGGAGACCCAGGUCUGCCAGGAAAGCUGGGCCCUCUUGGCCAACCAGGGCUCGCGGGGACUCCGGGAGUCGCAGGUGAGCAGGGCGAAAGAGGCGAGAAAGGCGAGCGGGGAGAGAGCGGCGUGGGGCCCAGGUCGGCCUUCUCUGCGAAGGUCGACACUUACACGCCGGCGGCCGGCUCCCCCGUGACGUUCAACGUCAUCAUCACCAACCCGCAGGGCCACUACAACCCCGGCACAGGGAAGUUCACCUGCGCCCAUCCAGGCGUCUACUAUUUCACGCUGUACGCGCACCCCGGUGAAAAGUACAUUGUGGUUAUGAUCAUGAAAAACGGGAACAUCAUCUCUAAGGUGUGCGGUGAGAAAUUCAACGCAAUAAGUGGCAGCGUCGUGCUGAGUCUCAAAGCCGAGGACGAGGUUUGGCUGGAGUUGGAGGCUCCGCACAUUAAUUUGUUCUUCAACGUGCACAGAGACUCGGUGUUCAGCGGCUAUAUCCUGUACUCCGAGUGAAUCAUUUUGUUUCCAUCAGCGCAUCAGGCAAUACAGAUUGGGAACACAUUAACACACGCAUAUGCACCCCUGCCCCCGUGUUAAACAAAGCUUUUGGGCAACAUCUCAGAAAAAUACCCAACAAACAUCUGCAAAUAUACUCAGCUUGCCCAAUGCUGUGGUAAUGAUUGCAAAUUUUCGGAUGUGAGAUGUUCUCACCAGAGGCAAAAUAGGCCCGGCACUUCUUCUCAGCCACCUCCCUCCUUGUGAGUCACGGUGUCUAGGGGAUUAUGAAUCGGUUAGACAAUGCGCAGAGACAUAGCUGCUUGCACCAACUGAAAAAGUCCUGAAACCUCACAAAUUUUCCCAUCCGGCAUCGGCAGUGAAGGGGGAAAUAUUCCAAUUCCAGCUGAUAGCUACGAGAGUUGCUCAUUUCUAACAUGGGAGAGAGAGGACUUCGGAUCUAUUUUCUCUCCCGUGCAAUUCUCUCAAUAUUUUUCAUCGGAAGGAAACGUAAAGAAGGACAAUAACUCGAUCUGGAAUACUGGGAAUUUUAACAAGAUUUGUAAUGCAGUAACUAUGCCUUGGUUCGUUAUGCACAAGGACGUGAACCAACUGUGGCAGAUAAUAAUUUUCUUGACAACCAAGUAAAACCAACUCUUCAAACUCUCGGCGACAGUAAUAGCACGCGUCUACAGAACCCUGCAGUUCACCGACUUCACGCAGCGACCCCCGUGUCGACAAUGACGGAACACCACAGCGACUUACACAGAUAGAGACCACCGCGGGGACCAUUCACACCAACCCUGACGCAGGCCUCAACUCCUGGGCGACGAGGCAACGUACCAGAAGCCCAGGGUACGCAAAUUCACCGUCGA
Lethenteron reissneri (Far Eastern brook lamprey) is the source of this 1574-nucleotide messenger RNA. Its product is annotated as complement C1q tumor necrosis factor-related protein 5-like. Gene Ontology annotation, molecular function: protein binding. The record is from RefSeq and is a predicted model, not a curated record. NCBI's taxonomy places the organism in Eukaryota, Metazoa, Chordata, Hyperoartia, Petromyzontiformes, Petromyzontidae.